AUGGCCAAACGAGCAGCUUCCUUUUGUCUCCUCUCGUGUCUCCUCGUCUUGCUGUUCUUGAGUUCAGUCUCAGCAGUCACAGAUGAUCCUGGAGAUAAACAGGUGUAUAUUGUCUACAUGGGUGCACUUCCGUCUCAACCGAGCUACACACCAAUGUCGAACCACAUAAGUAUUCUUCAAGAAGUCACCGGAGAAAUUUCGAUCGAAGGUCGUUUGGUGAGAAGUUAUAAGAGGAGUUUUAACGGGUUCGCGGCCCGACUCACUGAGUCAGAAAGAGAACGAAUUGCAGAAAUGGAGGAAGUUGUGUCUGUGUUCCCCAACACGAAGUUAAAACUCCAAACUACUGCGUCUUGGGACUUCAUUGGGUUAAAGGAAGGCAAGGGCACGAAGAGGAACCCGACCGUGGAAAGUGAUAUCAUUAUCGGCGUCAUCGACACCGGUAUCACGCCGGAAUCCGAGAGCUUUUCCGGCAAAGGCUUUGGUCCUCCUCCUAAGAAAUGGAAAGGUGUUUGCUCCGGCGGCAAAAAAUUCACAUGCAACAACAAGCUGAUCGGUGCAAGAGACUACACAAAGAAAGGCACUAGAGACAGAGAAGGCCACGGUACGCACACAGCGUCCACUGCGGCUGGAAACGCAGUCGCCAACACAAGCUUCUUUGGACUCGGUAAUGGAACGGCAAGAGGCGGCGUUCCAGGAUCUAGAAUAGCUGCUUACAAAGCUUGCGACGAACACGGAUGUGCCACGGAAGUUCUACUGGCUGCUUUUGACGACGCGAUAGCAGACGGUGUUGACCUCAUCAGCGUCUCCAUCGGGGGAGAGGUUCAGCUAAGAUACGAUAAGGACCCGAUGGCGAUCGGGGCUUUUCACGCUAUGGCCAAAGGGAUCCUCACUGUGAAAUCAGUCGGUAACGACGGUCCGAAGGCGGCCACAGUUGUAAGCAUAGCACCAUGGAUCUUAGCCGUUGCAGCCAGCAUUACGAACCGAGAGUUUGUCACCAAAGUUGUUCUCGGAAACGGCAAGACGCUUGUGGGGACAUCAAUAAACGCUUUUGAUCUCAAAGGGAAGAUGUAUCCUCUUACGUACGGAGAAUCUUUUAACGAUUCUCUGGUGAAGGGAAAGAUUUUGGUUUCCAGAAACCAAAUUAGUUCGGAAGUAGCUGCUGGAUCCAUAAUUAGAGACAAUGAGUACUUUGACUCAGUCGUCGCUCACAUUAACUCUCAGCCCAUUUCUUCUCUAUCACAAGAUGACUUUGACUCAGUCGUCUCUUACGUUAACUCCACAAAGUCCCCGCAAGGCACUGUUCUAAAAUCUGAGACAAUCUUUAAUCAGAAAGGUCCUCAAGUUGCUUAUUUCUCUUCUCGCGGUCCAAACACCAUCGCUGUGGAUCUUCUAAAGCCGGAUGUAACAGCACCAGGAAUGGCGAUCCUCGCUGCCUAUUCACCUCUGGCUUCACCAGCAGAAGGAGAGAACUACCCAGGACGUGUGAAGUAUUCUUUUAUCUCUGGAACUUCAAUGGCUUGUCCACACGUUGCAGGCGUGGCUGCGUACGUCAAGACUUUUCAUCCUGAUUGGUCUCCUUCCAUGAUCCAAUCAGCCAUCAUGACGACCGCUUGGCCAAUGAAUGCUUCUGGAACUGGCUAUGCAUCGACCGAGUUUGCUUAUGGAGCUGGACAUGUGAACCCAAUAGCCGCUCUAAACCCUGGACUUGUCUAUGAACUGGACAAAGCAGACCACAUCGCCUUUCUCUGCGGCUUGAAAUACACUUCAAAAUCCCUUAAACUCAUUUCUGGUGAAGCAGUCACUUGCAGUAGAAGGACCUUACCAAGAAACCUCAACUAUCCUUCAAUGUCGGCAAAACUUCCAGGAUCUAAGAGCUCCUUCUCCGUCACUUUCAAAAGAACCGUCACUAACCUCGGCACCCCCAACUCUACAUACAAAUCAAAGAUUGUCUUAAACUACGGAUCUAAGCUCAGCGUUAAGGUCUCGCCUAGUGUUCUAUCUAUGAAGUCAGUCAAUGAGAAGCAGUCUUUCGUGGUGACUGUUUCAGGCAGCGGUCUCGACCCAAAACUGCCUUCGUCUGCGAAUCUGAUUUGGUCGGAUGGCACACAUAACGUGAGAAGCCCCAUUGUUGUCUAUGCAUGAGGCAUUGUCAGUUCACCAUAGUUGUUGUGUUUCUUCAUUCUGGAUUUUUUUUGUUUGAAUCUUCUUCAUCCACAGUUUCAGAGAGCUUCGCAUAUAUUUGAACUAAACUCAAUGCUUCUACUAGCAAUUUGUUCAUCAAUUCAAACAGAGAAUGCCAGUUUGCAUCCCAACUUGGCUGAGCUUUAUCAGUAUCUCUUUGGCUCUUCCUGC
Molecule: messenger RNA, 2352 nt
Organism: Thlaspi arvense
Lineage: Eukaryota; Viridiplantae; Streptophyta; Magnoliopsida; Brassicales; Brassicaceae
Source: the annotation of a GenBank genome assembly